Phascolarctos cinereus (koala) is the source of this 1316-nucleotide messenger RNA. RefSeq names its product brain protein I3 (gene BRI3). Lineage: Eukaryota; Metazoa; Chordata; Mammalia; Diprotodontia; Phascolarctidae. The record is from RefSeq and is a predicted model, not a curated record.
AGCUGUAGAGGCAGCCCGAGCACUUUGGCUCGGGGUGGGAGGGGUGGGAGCGAGUACCUUGCGCGCGCUCCAGCUCUGCCCAGCCCAGCCCGCGAGAGGGAGAGCACGCGCUCGCGCGCGCCACUCCCCCUCCUCUCCGAACCCUCCUCACCCCCUGCUUCUGGAGUUCGAAGGGCUCGGGUCCUGUCUGCCGGCUCCUCCCCAGCCCCCGCGCCCCGCGCGCCACGCCUGCCCCUGCGCGCGUGCCUGCCUAGCCGCUCGACUUUGCCUCUGGCCGCGCCGCUUCGCUGCGGGGAGGGCGACCGAAGAGCGGGAGGAGGGAAUCCCCCUUUUGGCCCGGGGGCAGGGGGCGGGGGGGAGUUGCGUCCGGGCUUUCCCUUUGCUGCAACCUCUGGCCGCCGCGAAGUUGAGAGGUUCGAACCCCGGAGGAGGAGGAGGAGGAGGAGGAGGAGAAAGGAGGAAGCAGCAGCAGCUGAGGGGCUCGCUGUCCGCUCCAGCACUUUUUUGUCCCCCCUUUCAUUUCCCUCCCCUCCCCUUGCACCAUGGAUAAUAAGCCUCUGCUGCAGGAUCGACCACCUGCCUACAACCCGGAGGCGGGCCAGGGCGACUACGCUUAUGGGCGACACAACUACGGGGCCAUCCCGGUCGCCCCAGCCCAGCCCGGGCUCCAGCCGGGCUUCCAACCCGGUUUCCAGCCCGGCUUCCAGCCCCCGCCGCCCUACCCGUACAGCGUUGCAGGUCGGUCUGGAUCCUACAAUAUUCCAUCACAAAGUGUGUUCCAUCCCUCCAGUGCCAUAGUAGUUGUUGGAGGCUGUCCAGCCUGCAGAGUUGGUGUUUUGGAAGAGUCCUUCACCUGCCUAGGUAUCCUCUUGGCCAUUCUCUUGUUUCCCAUUGGAUUUAUCUGCUGUUUUGCUUUGAGAAGGCAAAAAUGUCCUAACUGUGGAGUAGUUUAUUUUUAAAUGGAACAACACAACCCAGCUUUCCUGUCCCCACUUUUCUUUUUUCUAAUGUAAAUGUCUUGUAUAAUAGCUUUUUUUGAUCAAGUAUCAGAACUGUUUUGUAAGGUGUGAUGGGAUAGCCAGUGUUUCAUGGGCUUGUGGUUUGCAGAACAUGGAAAAGAGCAGACUUACUUUCAAGGUUAAUGACAACUCUGAUUUAAGACACGGCUUAUUUUUUUGCAGUUUUCACUUUGUGCAAAUCGAGAAAUGCUGUUUUUAUAAAUGAGGUUCAUACUAUUUUAACUGGUCCUGCUUAAUUUGAUGUUUGCACAUUGUCACUUCUGUAUAUUUUUUAAAAAUAAAGUUAACUCACCUCAA